UAACAAGGAAGCACCACCACACUUAAUGGUGAGCUAUAGCUAAACAGAGGAUUUGGGUAAAAAGAGAAUGGGCCAUCAAUGUUGCAGCAAGCAGAAAGUCAAGAGAGGGUUAUGGUCUCCAGAAGAAGAUGAGAAACUAAUCAAAUUUAUUACCACUCAUGGUCAUGGUUCUUGGAGUUCUGUUCCAAAGCUAGCAGGGCUGCAAAGGUGUGGAAAGAGUUGCAGAUUGAGAUGGAUAAACUACUUAAGACCAGAUCUCAAAAGAGGCUCUUUUACUGCCCAAGAAGAGAAAACCAUCAUUGAUAUUCAUAGAAUUCUAGGCAAUAGAUGGGCUCAAAUAGCUAAACAUUUACCUGGUAGAACUGAUAAUGAGGUCAAGAACUUCUGGAAUUCAUGCAUCAAGAAGAAGCUUAUUGCACAAGGGUUAGAUCCCAACACUCACAAACUCCUAUCUCCUAAUUAUAAACAAAACUAUAACAAUACUAUUGCAUGCAGACCCUCCGCAGAUUCUCAUUACCAGCCCACCUUCUCUUCAUCAGUUUUCACUGUAAGUUCACAAAUGAAAGAUUUUUCCAUGGACGUGAAGAAAACUCCCUUUACCCCUUCUAUUCCUUCUCCUGAUGCUAAUUAUUUCUGUCUUCAUCCAUUGCAUAUUUCGUCAACCAUAACAACCUGCUGUGUACACCAAAACUCUAAUAUACAAGCUUUCUUGGAUUGUGCAAGCCAAUCUGUAACAAUGGGAAGUAACCCCAUAUCCUGUUCUACUUCAAAUCCAUCUGGUGCUGGGAUCAUAGAAGAGAAGUGCUUGUGGAGUGGUGACAUAGAGUCUACUCAAACCUUAAGACAUGAGCAAAUGCAGGUAGAGCAAGUAGUUGAAAUUGAGAAAACCAAUGAGUUGAAUGCUGGGCAGAACAUGGAUGCGUUGUUUGAAAGCUCUAACUUUGAUUUUGAUUUUGUGGAGUGUACACAAAUGCCUGAGAUGUAUUAUAGUGUGAGGCCUAUAGAUCAAUUGACAUGGGAUUCACAGGCCUUGCAAUAACAAAAUAAACCAGUAUCUUCUAAUUUCUCUAUGUGCGGUCGUAUGCUUCUUCAAUAGAUAUUGUAAUAUUU
Molecule: messenger RNA, 1110 nt
Organism: Hevea brasiliensis (rubber tree)
Lineage: Eukaryota; Viridiplantae; Streptophyta; Magnoliopsida; Malpighiales; Euphorbiaceae
Product: myb-related protein 308
Exons: 2
Coding region: 68-1039 (323 amino acids)
Source: RefSeq, a predicted model, not a curated record